AUGGCCGAGGAGGAGGAGGUGGACCCCUGGGGCCUCGUGGCGGACGUGCAGGGCGUCAAUGGCGAUGUGGCCGAGGAGGACCUCGCUGGCAUCGAGGCGGAGCUUCAGGACUUCGGCGAGCUGGAGCGGCAGGCGGCCGAGGAGGACGUCCUCGCGGGGGGGGUCGACGAGGCGCCCGCGGUCGUGGAGGAGAGCGAGGUGGCCCUCCUCGAACAGCAGGCGGCACUCGCGGCGGAGGAGGAGGAGGACAACGAGGAAGAGGGCGCCGACCUGGGAGACCUGGAGGAGCAUCUGAAGGACGCCGUGGAAGGUUCCGAGAGGCUCAAGCGCUUGCUCAGCCGAGACGAAGAUGCUGGACCAUCGAAGAAAAGGAAGAUCUCGCCCGAAGCGGUGGAGCACACGAAGAAGGUGAUGGCUAUUCUGACUAGGUGGAACUUGCAUCUCGACGCCGUGUGCGUUCACGUGCUCGAGGGCCUCUCCGCGGAGGAGCUAGAUGCCAUCGGGAAGUCCAACUACGCCCCAGACCGGUUUAACCAGUGGAAGUCGCCCGCGGAACUCCUGGCGAAGUACUGCAACGAGACGAGGGAGCGCCAAUUCGCUGGCGGAUCGCCUCUUGACUGCAUCUCCGCCUUCAAGUUCCGGUGGAAGCUCACGCUCGACCAGGAGAAGCUGCUCCGGUCCCUCCCGCACAAGCACCUUCGGCACGUCAUCGGCAACUUCGACAGCUCCAGGACCCUGGAGGAUGUCGUUUCCGAGGCCCAGGCGGGGGACGAGUUCGACGACGCGUCCUCCACGAGCGUGCUGCCGCAGGGGGUGGGCACCACUGUGAUCGGCAGGUUCUCCCGCCUGGAGCUGAUAGAUCCCCUCGCGGACGCAGCGGUCUUCGGGGACGCCAACCUCACGUUCUCGUUGCGGUUGGCCAGGCACCGGACCGGGCUGGGGCACGUGGGCAGGGUCAUCGCGACGACCUUCGAGGAUUUGCCGACGUUGCGGGAGCGUUACAAGGAGAUCGACACGACGAUCGAGAAGCUGGAGGCUAUGUACUCGGAGGUGUACCAUGGUGUGGACUGUACCCGCAUCGCCAUGGACACUCGCCUCAAGGAUAUGGAGAGCUCCCUGGGCGCCGUGUAUUACAACUUCCCACAUUCUGGGGCGAUCCAGGGGUUCUUCGACGGGCACCCCUGUGUGAAUUGGAGGCACGAGAAUCUGAUGCGACUGUUCUUCCGAGGGCUCCGCACCUACGUGAAGCCUGGCGGCUUUGUGAAGGUUGCGUCCAACAUGAGUGCCGUCGGCGUGCGGUACUCCUACAUAGUCGGCGGCGCCCUGGAGAACGAGUUCCUGCACGUCGAAACGGUGCCUUUCCUGGAAUGGCACCUGCACCGGUACGGGCGAUCCUACGGGGACAAGCGCGACGUGUACAAGCGCCCCGAUGCCUCUAACAACCAGAGCUAUAACGCGCAGAGGGCCGAGGCCGACAUGGUCUACUGCUUCGUCUUCGCGCCCACGGGCGGCGAGCUGCCGAAGCAGCCCGUGCGCCUCCCGCCGACGCUCAGCACGCUCAAACGCUGCACGGAUGGACCGUUCAAGUCCAUGCCGAUGGGCACCCCAGCGAGGAACAACCUGGCCGCCCAGCUGCACAAGCGAUUUGUCACGGAGGUCUCGGGCACUCACGUCGGCUGA
This is a messenger RNA of Prorocentrum cordatum, 1680 nucleotides long. The record is from the annotation of a GenBank genome assembly. NCBI's taxonomy places the organism in Eukaryota, Dinophyceae, Prorocentrales, Prorocentraceae.